Molecule: messenger RNA, 2380 nt
Organism: Panonychus citri (citrus red mite)
Lineage: Eukaryota; Metazoa; Arthropoda; Arachnida; Trombidiformes; Tetranychidae
Product: tetratricopeptide repeat protein 39A-like
Exons: 7
Coding region: 307-2085 (592 amino acids)
Molecular function (GO): protein binding
Source: RefSeq, a predicted model, not a curated record
UAUCAUCGUCUAUUCUGAUUCUUGAAUUGCUCAGGUGAGGCCAAAUUACAUCGUCGAAACGAUCGGAAAGUAUCAACAAGUUUUCAAAAGAGAAGAAAAAAAUUUUCGUUCCUGUGAAUUGGAAAGUAAAUUAUUUAUUUUCUUUAAUUUUAUUCUCUCUCUUUGUGUCUCCCAAUCAUUAGAAUUCAUGUUAAUUCAACAAUUUUACUAAUCAACAAUUAACUAAUCGACUAUUUCAAAUUCUGUGUGAUUAACAAUCAACCAACAAACUUUGAUUUAUCUCACGGAUUAUUAAUCAUAACAAUCAUGGUUAAUCAAACUCAAAUUGAGACAAUUACAAGUAUACCAGAGGUAGAGGUUUUCGAAGUGCCAAUGGUGGAAUCAACAUCCAGUGGGUCUCAACAAAGUCUUUCAAGUUCAACCAAAUCCGAUGUUAGUUUUUGUACAACAAAUUCAGGUGAUCUAAGUUUGGAUGAGGCUCUUGAAGAAGGUCGUGAGUUGAUGAAAAUGUUUAUCAACAAUAAAAUGGAUGAAGUUUUACCGAUCCUACAAGAGAAGGCCAAUUCCUCAAUGAUCCAUGCUCUUGGUGUGGCCGCUGUCCGUUUCUUUGAGGCGAUUUUGACCCUCGAUAAGAGUUACCUUCAACUGACCAUUGAGGCUUUCAAGUAUUCAUCGGCUUUCGCUGAUUCACUUCGGCGUAAAUCUUAUACAUCUUUCCUCUUCUCGCCCAAUUACAACGGCUACACGGAUGAAGAGUGUCACGCUGAACUUUGUUAUGCCAAAUCGUAUCUCCUUUGGGGUCUAGUCACCGUUCUUGAAGAUCAAUCGGUUUAUGGUUUUAUCAAUGGUGCUCUUAAGAUUCGUGCUUCUCAUCAAUCAUACAAAGAGUGCUUGGCAAUGUUAAAACAUAGAACCACUUGGGAUUCUGAGAUUUCCCGAAUGCACUUUGAAAGUGGUACCCGUUUGGGUAUUGGUGCUUUUGAUCUGGUCAUCUCUUUCUUCCCAACCAAAAUGGCCAAACUUCUUGAAUUUGUUGGCUUCAAUUCUGAUCGUGAUGUGGCCCUUGAUGAGUUAAACAUGUCCGUUAAUCUUGUUGACGGGCUUCUCUAUGAUGUCACCUCAAUAUUGCUCUCAGGUUAUUAUGGUUUCCUUGAAUACUUUUAUGGUCUUGGUGAAGGUGAUGUUGAAUUUUUCAAUCGAUCAUCAAAAAUUUGGCUUGUCCGUACACCCGAAUCGGCUAUCGUUAAACUUGGACUUGGUGUUCGUGAAAAGAUCAUCGGUAAUCCCGAUAAGGCCAUUGAUUAUUAUGUCGAGUGUAUCAAAGGUCAAUCGUUUUGGCGGCAACUUAAUUUCGCUUGCUACUGGGAAAUCAUUUGGUGCUAUGCAAUGAAAUGUGAUUGGGAAAAGGCUGCUAAUUAUGCUCGAUUAUUGAAAGAUGAUUGUAAAUGGUCUCCCGCCAUGUUUACUUACCUGUACGCGGUGUUUACCUUCAUGGUGAUGGAGGAAAACGAUCGACCUGAUUUGGAACAAGACAUUUCCAAAGCUUUCUUAAGAAUACCUCAAUUGAAAAGACGAUUCGGUGGAAAACGAGCUUUCCAUGAGAAGAUCGUCAUUGAAAGAUCACGAAAAUAUCACGAUAAAGUUAAACAAAUGCUUUUACCUCCUUUCGAAUUAUUAUAUAUUUGGAAUAUAUUUAACAUGAUGGCAAGUAAUCACACUCUAAUCCAAGUUUAUUUAGAUAAAAUCGAUGCCAAGUUAACUGUUCACAAAAAGGAUAAAGAUGACCAUAAUAGUUCACUUGAUGCUUAUUGUUACCUCAAGUUUAUGAAAGGUGUUUGCUAUCGGCACCUUAAUCAGUUGGUUAAAUCGAUUGAUUGUUUCACUGAAGUUCUUAAUUGUAAGAAACGGAUCGACGAGGAGACCCACCUAUUACCUCAAUGUGCAUUCGAGCUUGGAUUAAUCCACCGAUCAAUGGGACAAAAUGUUGAGGCCAAAAAGUGGCUCAAAAAAUCACGGGAUGAUUACAGCGGCUAUUUAACUGAGACUAUGAUCCAUUAUCGUGUACAAUGUGCACUGUAUCGUUAAAACAAUGAAACAAUUAACGAGUAAUUAACAGCAGCAAAAGAAAGUCAAUUCCAAUUAAUCACCGAUUGAUUUUUGUUUUCUGGUACAAUUGUUUUCUAAAAAAUUAGUUUAAAAAAAAAGAUACAGUUAAUUACUAUUGAUUGAUUAGUAUUUUCCUAAUUGUAAACAAUUGAAAAUCUUACGUGUAAUUAUAUAAUUACUUAAUUAACAUUUUCUAUUUAGUAUCAAUUUCGUAUUAUUUUAACAAAAAAAAAUCUAAUUCUUUUCUAAUUAAAAUCGUAAUGAUUAACCAAAU